UGAACAUGAGAAGAAAAACGAAGCAUUCCCUUAUAGAAAAUGAAGCAUCGAGAAAAAGAAGCUUCAUCAAACGGAAAAAAGGGAUGAUGAAGAAACUUGCUCAGCUGUCGACUCUCUGUGACAUCAAGACGUGUGCGGUUAUCUACAGUCCAUACAACCCAGACCCUGAGGCUUGGCCAUCAAGAGAAGGCGCUGAGAAAGUGAUAUCAGAUUUUAUGGAGGUUUCGACGGGUGAUCAGAAUAAAAGGAUGUUCGAUCAAGAACGUUUUCUGCAUAUGAGGAUUGCUAAAGAGGAAGCGAAAUUGCAAAAAAUGCAUACUGAUAACCAAAAUUUUGAGAUUCAAAAUAUUAUGUUUGGUUGUCUUAAAGGAGAGAUUGAUGUGCGUAAGCUUGGUGAAAAGGAUCGUCAGGAUUUAAGUUCUUUUAUUGAUACAUAUAUAAACAAGCUUACUUGCAGGAGGCAGAACCUUAUGGAGAAUGGUGAAUCUUCUUCUCGUUUACCUCCUUCUGUUGUUGCAGAUGCAGUUGUUAUCCCAGUUGGAGAUUAUGAUCACAUGAAUCAAAAUCAAAAUCAGCAGAAAUCGAUUCAACGCCAAGGUGAUUUUCUUAUUGAACCUUUUCGACAGAUUCCACAGAAAAUUCAUCAAUUCAAUAUGAAUGUGAAUCUGGAUUUGAAUCUGAAGCCGAAUCUGGAUUUGAAUCUGAAUCCGAAUCUGAACUCGAACCAAAAUAUGAUUUUGGAUUUGAAUCAAAUUCCUAAUGUUGAAGAGGAUGGAGACCCCAUGGACUGGAACCAUCACCAACCUAAAACUGAUGAUAUUGCUAUCACCGCUGCUGAUGUUGGUGCUCCUAACACCACCAACAAUUGAUUUAGAGUUAAAAAGGGAGUUGUUUUUCUU
Molecule: messenger RNA, 899 nt
Organism: Camelina sativa (false flax)
Lineage: Eukaryota; Viridiplantae; Streptophyta; Magnoliopsida; Brassicales; Brassicaceae
Source: RefSeq, a predicted model, not a curated record